AUGGGUGCAAAAUUCAGCAAACCUACAUCUAACCCACUGAGAAACGUGUUUUCCUGUUUCAAAUGUGGCCAAUCCAGGCAACCAUCCUUUUAUCAUAAUAUAUCCCCCCAACCGAGCAUCUUUGCUACACUAAAGAGGCGCAAUGUCCCCAGGCCCAACGAGUUCAUACAUCUUUUCAGCAACUGCAUCUCUGCUGCUACAGCCAGAACCCAAGAGUACCUCACCUUCAAGGAUCCAGAGGACAAGUUACGCCCGAGUCCUGAGGUGCUCACUCAGGUCUUCCUGAUGACCUACAUCACUCGGAGUGUUGAGGUCGACCUGCAGGAUACCCUUAACUGCACAGUCAUGACUCCUGAGCAGCGCGUCCUCCUGGGUGCUGACUGGGUUUGGGCAGUGCUGGAGAGGCCGACCAAGAACCCCAAGUUCCAGAUUGUCGUGCAGGUCCUGCACCUGUCUGAAAGGGAGGAGGCUGAACAGAAGGUCUCUAUGGACACCUGCAGUGAAUCCAUCCAGAUGGCCCAGAUGGAGUCCAGCAACAAUAACAUGUACGAGAGAAUGGUGAACUUCUGCACCUCCAUCGGCAAGGACUGCUACGCUCUCUUCUUGUUUUUUGGGAAAAAAACCGACAAGGUGAAUAUCUACGGCGUCCUCAGCAAUAAUUUUGAGGCGGCCAAAGGAAAAUGCAGGAUCGACAGAGCUCUGAUCGAGAACUUCUUUAAAGGUUUGAGGUAUCUCCAUACGCCUUUAGGAAUGAUGCAGGCAAUUAUGACCAAAAAUAAAGGUGAACCCAUCACUGUCAUGAUUAAAUUCAGCUGA
This is a messenger RNA of Haplochromis burtoni (Burton's mouthbrooder), 816 nucleotides long. RefSeq names its product RAB15 effector protein (gene rep15). Bases 1 to 816 code for a protein of 271 amino acids. Lineage: Eukaryota; Metazoa; Chordata; Actinopteri; Cichliformes; Cichlidae. The record is from RefSeq and is a predicted model, not a curated record. Gene Ontology annotation, biological process: receptor recycling. The transcript has 2 exons.